UUUCAUUCACUGGGUGAAUACGAAAAGGCUAAAGAAUACACCGAGAAAGCACUUGCAAUCAGAAAGGAAAUUGGCGACAGAAAGGGAGAAGCAGCUGACUACGGAAACUUAGGAACAUUGUUUCAUUCACUGGGUGAAUACGAAAAGGCUAAAGAAUACACCGAGAAAGCACUUGCAAUCAGAAAGGAAAUUGGCGACAGAAAGGGAGAAGCAGCUGACUACGGAAACUUAGGAACAUUGUUUCAUUCACUGGGUGAAUACGAAAAGGCUAAAGAAUACACCGAGAAAGCACUUGCAAUCAGAAAGGAAAUUGGCGACAGAAAGGGAGAAGCAGCUGACUACGGAAACUUAGGAACAUUGUUUCAGUCACUGGGUGAAUACGAAAAGGCUAAAGAAUACACCGAGAAAGCACUUGCAAUCAGAAAGGAAAUUGGCGACAGAAAGGGAGAAGCAGCUGACUACGGAAACUUAGGAACAUUGUUUCAUUCACUGGGUGAAUACGAAAAGGCUAAAGAAUACACCGAGAAAGCACUCGCAAUCAGAAAGGAAAUUGGCGACAGAAAGGGAGAAGCAGCUGACUACGGAAACUUAGGAACAUUGUUUCAUUCACUGGGUGAAUACAAAAAGGCUAAAGAAUACACCGAGAAAGCACUUGCAAUCAGAAAGGAAAUUGGCGACAGAAAGGGAGAAGCAGCUGACUACGGAAACUUAGGAACAUUGUUUCAGUCACUGGGUGAAUACGAAAAGGCUAAAGAAUACACCGAGAAAGCACUUGCAAUCAGAAAGGAAAUUGGCGACAGAAAGGGAGAAGCAGCUGACUACGGAAACUUAGGAACAUUGUUUCAGUCACUGGGUGAAUACGAAAAGGCUAAAGAAUACACUGAGAAAGCACUUGCAAUCAGAAAGGAAAUUGGCGACAGACAGGGAGAAGCAACUGACUACGGAAACUUAGGAACAUUGUUUCAUUCACUGGGUGAAUACGAAAAGGCUAAAGAAUACACUGAGAAAGCACUUGCAAUCAGAAAGGAAAUUGGUGACAGAAAGGGAGAAGCAGCUGACUACGGAAACUUAGGAACAUUGUUUCAGUCACUGGGUGAAUACGAAAAGGCUAAAGAAUACACCGAGAAAGCACUCGCAAUCAGAAAGGAAAUUGGCGACAGAAAGGGAGAAGCAGCUGACUACGGAAACUUAGGAACAUUGGUUGUGAAGUUGGCUCAGUCUAAUUUCCAAGAAGCGUUUUCGUAUCUUUUACAAUCUGUUGAAAAAUUCGAAAAAUUGCGACACUUCGUAAAAGAUAAUGAUUACUUCAAAAUAUCUUUGUUGGAGGAGCAUGGUGCCUUUCCCUAUGAGAUACUCAGUAAAUUGGUUUCUGUUUCCGGGAAUCCUGAAGUUUCCCUUUACGUCGAAGAACUCAGACGGGCAAGAGCUCUAGCGGACUUGAUGACAGCUCAAUAUUCUGCUAAACAGCCCCAGUUUUCAGGUGAUCCACAAUCAUUGUUUAGCAUCCAUGAUAUCAUUAAAAGAGAAGCAAAUUGUACUUUUGUUUACCUUUCGGUUGAUGAUGAAGAUGUACGGAUUUGGGCUCUCAAAGCAAGCGGAGGGAUUCUUUUCCGGUGCAAAAAGGGAAUGGGUUCAGACAGUUUUGGAAAUGCCGGCUCACUCCCAAAUCCUAAAGUGCUUUUUUCGGAGAGUUUCCGCCACUUUGCCAUCCUACCCACAGAGAAUUACGAAGACCGCUCUUUAAACGACGAACCUGUUCUAAAGUUAUCUGGCGAUGUUAAGCGAUCGCCUCCAUCUCACGAUGAAACUGAAGAUAUGAAAACAUGUCUGCGUUUGUUCCACAAAAUAAUUAUCGCUCCCGUGGCCGAUAUUUUGAAAGAGCCUGAAAUUAUCAUUGUCCCUGACAGCUGCAUGUAUCAAGUGCCAUUUGCAGCCUUACUUGACGAGGGAGGAAGAUAUUUGUCUGAAGAAUUCAGGAUCCGCAUCGUUCCUUCCUUGACGGUCCUUAAGGUCAUUCAGGAUAGUCCUUCAAACUAUCACAGUAACACUGGGGCACUGAUAGUGGGUGGACCUGAGGUGAGAGAAGUGAUUUACAAGGGAAAGCAAAUGAUCCUUGAUCCAUUACCAGGUGCAAGAAAAGAAGCUGAAAUGAUUGGAAAAAUGCUUGGCAUCAUCCCAUUGUUAGGGAAAGAUGCAACAAAGGAGGCGGUUCUUGAACAGAUGAAGUCAGUUGCGUUGAUACAUUUUGCUGCUCACGGAAAUCCCGAUCGAGGAGAAAUAGCACUUUCCCCCGUCAGUACUACUAACAAUACUCCACAGGAAGAGGAAUACCUUUUGACGAUGGCUGACAUAUCAAAAGUUAAACUUCGAGCUAAACUGGUAGUUCUAAGCUGUUGUCACAGUGGGUGCGGAGAGAUUAAAGUCGAAGGAGUAAUUGGAAUCGCUCGAGCGUUCUUAGGAUCCGGUGCUCGGUCGGUGUUAGUGGCGCGGUGGGCCUUGGACGACGAAUCAACGGAGCAGUUCAUGAAAUGUUUCUACGAACACUUGUUCCGUGGUGAGAGUGCCAGUGAAUCUCUUCACGAGGUCAGAAAGUGGAUGAGAGGUAACUCCAAGUAUUCUGAAGUGAAGAAAUGGGCUACGUUCAUGCUGAUUGGAGAUAAUGUGACAUUGAGGAAAGAAGACAUAAUCUGCAAGGUUCAAAACUGAUCAGCAAAUCCUGUACCCUGAGUGAAGCUGACUUCUUUGAAGACCAUCAUCUUUGCCUCUACCGUAUGAAACAGAACGUUUCGUUGGAUAAAACCGAUUUUUUUCUUUUUUUUUAGCAAAGCAGUUAAUAGUAUUAAGGAUUUCUCUUUAGCAGUCAGGCAUGUUUGUCACUUAGAUGUUAGGACUAAUUUUUGUGAGAGGCCUUCUAUUGUCUACUCAGUCUGAGCAAUAAGUUUUUACAACUGGGACGAGUCAGUAACUUUUGAAUAAUCUAACGAAAAGGUUAUCAUUGUGAUUUAUGAACCAGAAUAGUUCUUCAGCCUUCUCACAAAGAAAAAUAACCGAUAACUAGAAAUUUAGGAUGAAAUAUUUUUUCCAGAGGUUUUCCAGUAUACGUUUUUUCAUUCUGUAAACGAGAUGCCUUGAAAUAUUAGACUUUUUAAGGCUGGAACGAACUUUGGAAUCGAUUCGUCCAAAAAAUGCAUGGUUCGUUAGUUUAGCUAGUCAUUGUAGAAUUUUAGAAUACUUUAGAAGUUAACCCCAUCUACAUAUGAAUCAUGGGGCCAGCGAUACAACUGGACAAUUCAAUCAUCAAGUACUAAUUUUGUUCAACAGGUCACUCGACCAUUCUGUUUUUAUUGUAAUGAGUCAGAUUGGAGUUUCCGGUACCUUGAAUAAAAGCUAGUUAAUUUUUUACCUCAUUGUAGGACUAGUUACAAUAAGGAAGCUGAGCCCAGCUAUAUAUCGAACAAGGGGCCAGAAAUUCAAUCAUAGUAUUCUGUUAUCAAAUACAGAUUUUGUUGAAUGGGUCACUGGACCAUUCGUUUUAAUUGUCAUCGGUUACAUUUUAAUUUCUUAUAUCAUAAAUAAAAGCACAUGUUACCCGGACAUAAAGUUUUAGUUUUUGUCAUUAAUUUCGCUCUGUAGUCGAGAUAAUUUUAACGAAGCCGUGUAUUUCGUCGGGUCUUUACCAA
Pocillopora verrucosa is the source of this 3680-nucleotide messenger RNA. Lineage: Eukaryota; Metazoa; Cnidaria; Anthozoa; Scleractinia; Pocilloporidae. The record is from RefSeq and is a predicted model, not a curated record.